Zophobas morio is the source of this 2568-nucleotide messenger RNA. RefSeq names its product fanconi-associated nuclease 1-like. Gene Ontology annotation, cellular component: nucleus. Lineage: Eukaryota; Metazoa; Arthropoda; Insecta; Coleoptera; Tenebrionidae. Gene Ontology annotation, biological process: interstrand cross-link repair. Gene Ontology annotation, molecular function: 5'-3' exonuclease activity; 5'-flap endonuclease activity; flap-structured DNA binding. The record is from RefSeq and is a predicted model, not a curated record. The transcript is spliced from 20 exons. The coding region runs from base 2 to 2470 and encodes 822 amino acids.
AAUGUCUUGUACAUCUUUUAAUUCGAGAUUUUUGUCAGCUCAUACACGUACUUUUCUUCUCUUUCUGAAGAGUACAUCGUGCUUAAGUUUCUUUUCAAGGUUUUUUAACGAUGAAGAUCUGUUCUUUCUUAACGAAUAUUUUAGUUUAGAUGAAAGCGUUCAAUAUUUAUUUAUAAGAUUAUAUGAACGUAAAAAAGACUGGAUCAAAAAGAGCUCCCUUAUUGAUUAUAAAGAAAUUAUAUUACCUAUUGAAGAAACUUUGGACGUGCUCUUAAAAAAAAAAUUCCUGGAGCUACUUGAUUUUGAUAAUAAUUUUAUUGAUUUUAAAGGAAUUCUCUUUAUGUUAACUUUGAGCGAACUGUUGCUAAUAGCUAAAAGUCAUAAGAUCAAUUUAAAAGGAAAAACUAAAACGAAAGCAAAUGUAAUUGAGUGCAUAGUAAAAACUAGUAGGUUACAAAGGUCCAUUUUAGAAAAUUUCUCUAGGAAAAGGGUUAUUUUAAAAGAUGUUAAGUCGGCUUUAGGUCUGUGCGUUCGAGUUCACUGUAAAGCCCGCUUUUUAAUAGACAGGGUUAUGACUUUUAGCUUUAUGGAUAGAAAAUACAAAGAAACAGAAGUGAGAACAUUGCUGGCUGUAUAUUUUAAUAAAUUAAAAAACACUUCGAAUGAUGUAAAUUUUGCUCUUAACGAGAGCCUCCUGGAAAAAAUAUCUCGAGUAAAAGUACUGCAAAAUUUAUCGAGUGAUUUCCUUUUAAAAAAAGCAUCUGUUAAGCACUUUCAAGUCACUCAUGCAGCAUUAGACGCGCUUCCUCUCAUUUGCGGAAAUUUACCUUAUAAAGAAAAAAUCAUGGAAGAUUCUAUAUUUUCUAAUAAGGGUAAUAAACACAAGCCUGAUAACUUUGAGAGUUGCUAUAUAUCAGAGGUUGACUUGCACUUUAUUGAACUAACGAGAUUGUUUCCGUAUAACGGCAGCUCAAGUAGCAGCAACAGUCAACCUGUUAAUGACUUUUACUGUUCGCAUUACGGACUGUGCCACUACUUAUAUGCUUUGCUUCUUGAACAACAACUUCAGGACCAUCUUGAGAAACAUACUCUUAUUGCUACACCUUUGCCUUUUUAUAAUUUUGUGGAGUUUAUAAAAAAAAGGUUUAGCAUCGAAUGCUCGUCCGGAAGCUCUCAGUUGGAGCAUCUCGACGUCUUUUCUCUUUAUUAUGGUGAUCUUUUUAGCUAUGAUAAAGCUGACGAUAAACAAGCUUUACGGGAAGAGCACUGUGUUGCUGUUAAGCCGCCACACUUGUUUCGACCCACUAAUUUCGGAUUCUUUUGUGCUGGCCAUGUCUACUCAAGGAUUCUCUCGGUUAUUGUCACUCAGCUGGAAAAGCUUAAAAAUUAUCAACUGGCAAAUGAAAUUCUACGACUUCUCUUGUCUCAGUGCCAGUUCGGAUUAAAUUCUCGCGGUCGCUGGUGGGAACGACUGACGGUUAAUUUGCGCACGCAGUCUAGGGAUCUCACGCAGUGCGCUUUGGAAUGCAGAAACGGUUUGGCAGAUCCCCACGUACGUUCUGGCCACCGGAUGUCUCUGGAAGCGAGGCUGAAAAAGAUUACUGUUGGGAAGGGAAAAUCGAAACAAAUGGCUCUCUUAUCACUCCCGGAAUACACUUUACUUGUUGAACCGCCAACAGUAUUUAUUAAAGCUAUGAAGGCCUGGGAUAACGUGCGUGGUUUCAAAAGAUUUUAUAUAGUAGGUCCUGCAAUAGACACCGUUGAAAAUACUGCCCUUGUCCAUUAUGAAAAACAAGGCUGGAACGGCCUACAUUCACAAAACUUACUAUUUAGAACACUUUUUGCUUUAGCCUUGUGGGAUAUAAUAUUUUCAGAAGACUUUGAAGAUUCCUUUGUAUCUCCUUAUCAGAGCUUGCCGCUUGAUUUUUAUUGUGAUACCUUUUAUAAGAAAAGAUCCAUACAAAUUACGAAACGCUUAGAUUAUAUGAAAGAGAUGAAUGUAGCUGAACUUCACUCUUUUUUUAAAAGUUGCUGGCAUCAGCAUUAUGGAAAAUUUUUUCCAGGUAUAAGUUGGGACUUAUUCACAUUAGAGCAACUUUUAUCCAUAGUAGAGGGGCUGGGAACGGACCUGCUUACAGGUGUAAUUAUGAUAUUGGCGAAAGAUUACCGCCAUCGACGCAGUGGGAUGCCCGAUUUAACACUCUGGCAAACCGAUCCUCCUUCUUGCAAGUUUGUAGAAGUAAAGAGUACCAAUGACAGGAUGUCGUGGAAGCAGUGGCUCUGGGCUCACGAUCUACUAAAGUUAGGGGCUGAUUACGAGAUUGGCAGCGUGCAAGGAGGAUACUACUGCGCGAUUUUACCAGCAAAUCUUUCCACGUUUGAUGGCCCAAAUAUAUCCAUUAAACUUCGCUUUCAACAUCCCCUCGUCAUCAGUUAUGUCAAGAUGAGACAUAAACUUAGAGAUAAUUAAUCACGUUAUAUUCAACUAUUGGGCACCUUGAAUUUAAAUGGUACAUCUGUGAGAGUCCUAUCCUACGUUAAGACUUGAAAUGAAGAAUAAAAAAAUUU